AUGAUCAUUGAACUACGUCGUUUAGGUGUUAGUCUAUUAUGCUUAGCAGUGGGUUUGAGUAUUGCAUCUCUGAUAACAAGCUUUUGGGAUUGUGGGAAUUUAUUCUCAUCAUGUCAGAAUACUACUUACAAGGAGACUGUAUCAGCUGUUGCUGGUCUAAUCAUUUUAGGCACUGUAUGCCUAUUAAUCAUCAUCUUACUGGAUGCAGUUGCAUUGUGUUCAGAUGUUUUCGCCUCACGUGCUCCUUAUAAAACUAACAGUUCAGUGUGGAUUAUACUACAAUCUACUUACUUCAAUAUUUCAAUUCAACAUCUACAUUAUUCUAAUCAUAAUGAGAGUUUAUGUAUUACAUCAUUAAGUACAGAUUAUUGGAAUUGUGGUAAUUUAUUUACAACAUGUCGUACUAUUGAAGAUCAAUUUAUCAUUUUAUCAAUGGCUAGUUUAUUUAUUUUAAGUAGUUUUUCUAUACUACUUAUUAUUUUAUUAGAUAUUAUAUGUUUACGUUCAGAGAAAUUUUCUUCACAUUAUGCUUAUAUAAUAAUACGUUUUAUAUUAUUAUUAAUAUGUGCUAUAGCAUUAUUAAUUGGUGUUUUAUUAUAUACAAUAUUGAUUGAUAAACAUUGGUCAUAUUUUUGUGCUAUAGUUGGAUCUGUAUUAGUAACAAUUGUAGUUAUAUUAACAAUUAUGUCAUGUCCAUGUACAAAUAAAGACGAUUAUACUAAUAAAACUUUUUAA
Schistosoma rodhaini is the source of this 735-nucleotide messenger RNA. NCBI's taxonomy places the organism in Eukaryota, Metazoa, Platyhelminthes, Trematoda, Strigeidida, Schistosomatidae. The record is from the annotation of a GenBank genome assembly.